Molecule: messenger RNA, 552 nt
Organism: Galdieria sulphuraria
Lineage: Eukaryota; Rhodophyta; Bangiophyceae; Galdieriales; Galdieriaceae
Product: YggT family protein
Exons: 6
Coding region: 50-523 (157 amino acids)
Cellular component (GO): membrane
Source: RefSeq, a predicted model, not a curated record
GAUGGCUCUUCUUGGUUGGUGAAAGAGAUUGUAUAGGAUUGAUUGUAGAAUGAGUAGAUUGGUCUUUGAAACAAGUUGUCAAGUACAACUCGGUAAACUAGAGAAGAACUGGUCUUACAGAGGGUCCGCUAUCGGCUGUUUUAUAUGCCCACACGUGCCUUGUUUUCGUAAACUAUUAUUAGCAAGUGUUUUGCCAGGGGACUCGAUAGUUGGAGGCGUGUUUGUGGGAGGAUUUCUAAACUUUUUUAGUCUCUACAGCAAUCUGUUGAUCGUGCGCGUUCUACUGAGUUGGUUUCCUGCGGCUCAAAAUCAACCCAUUCUUAGACCACUUUUUACGUUGUGUGAUCCCUAUUUAAACUUAUUUCGGUCUGUCGUACCUCCAGUUUUUGGAAUUGACUUUUCUCCUAUAUUGGCGUUUACAGCUUUGCAAUUUUUUUCAACGGCAACCAUUGCUUUGGGAGCUGAAGAUAGAGUCAAGUCAACUUGUAAAUCAAAGAGUACCAAAAAAGGUCGUUUUUUAUAACAAAAGGUAGAGUUCAGAGAUAUAUAAAC